GCGAAAAGUGAAGAUCUGAGGCUUUUGGUAAGGGCAGGUGCACACUCAUCGCGCACACUUUAACAUGUGGAAGUGGCUUAUUCAUCUGAUGACCUUUUCGUUCGUGUUUCAAGAGCUCCACCAAGGCGAUUCGGGAUGAGUAAGACGGAGUUCGUCAGCCCAGAGGGCUUCCGCAUCGACGGCAGGAGGCCCUCCGAAAUACGCACAUUCCGCUGCCAGGUCGGUGGAGUGUCGCAGAACGCCGAUGGGUCGGCAUACGUGGAGAUGGGCUGUACCAAGGCACUUGCAUACGUCUACGGGCCCAAAGAGGUGCAUGUUGAAGACACUCACGACAGUAUUUGCAUGGCAUGGCAUUGUUCUUUUUCGCUCAUUCCUCACUGAGUGCAGGCUCGUCGGGGUGCGAUGAAGACGCAGUGUGGUGUGUUGACGUGUGAGGUCAGCCUGGCGCCCUUCAGCACCGCAGACAGGAGGAAACGAUCAAGAUAUGACAGGUGGGCAGGCAGGCGUGCAGACAGCACGCCAGCACUCAUGUGGGUGAGAGGAUUGCUUGCAGGCAGACGGUCGAGUUGGCUUUGACGAUUCGUCAGGCGUUCGAGAGCAGCAUCCUGUUGGAGCUCUACCAGAGGGCACAGAUCGACAUGUUCGUGCACAUACUCGAAACAGACGGAGGUCAGUCAGUCAGCCAUAUUGCCUGCAUGGCGAGGUGCCAAUGUGUCUGGUGCUGCCUGGUGUGUGUCUGUUGGUUAGGUCACAAGGCGGCGGCAAUCAACGCAUGCAAUCUGGCGCUGAUUGAUGCCGGCAUCAACAUCCGCGACUCGCUUGUGGCGUGCUCGGCGGGAUACAUCGACGGCAGGCCGAUCGUCGACAUGAACCAAGCCGAGAUCAACGCCGGUGGGGUCGAACUGCUGCUCGGCGUCUUCGCGCGCACACGGAAGGUGACUCUUCCUUCAGUGGCCACGUGCACAUAGACGGCUGCCUUGCCGAUGAAAGACGGCUGUGUGCCUUGCUUUGUCUGUGUAGGUGAGUGUGAUAGAGAUGGACUCCAAGAUAACUCCUGAGGUGUUCCAGGAGACGUAUGAGGCGUGCAUCGCGGCGUGCAGAGACCUUUAUACUGCCAUGGAGACCGCAGUGAAUGACACGGCGCUGCGGCUUGUUCACUCAAAGUGAACGAGUGGGUGAGUGAGUGUGUCUCAUUGGCAGAUAUGUACGUGUGUACGCAAGUGCUUCUACUGGAUCUGUACAGUGUGUGAUUGUGAUUGUGAUUGUGAUUGUGAUUGGCUGUGUUAAUGAGUGAGUGAGGCAGCGCUGAGC
Molecule: messenger RNA, 1311 nt
Organism: Vitrella brassicaformis
Lineage: Eukaryota; Vitrellaceae
Source: the annotation of a GenBank genome assembly